GUGCCGAUGGUGCAUGUGCAGUUUAGUCACGAUCGUUGGCCGAAACGGUCCAAGAAUAAGAUUCAGGGAAGAAGACGUUCAGAGAUAUGACGCCCGCGGCACGGACGUUUCCGGUGUUGAUAAUUUGUUUGCUAUACGUAGAUUGUGCUGUCGGCUGGAACGUGAACUGGACGAUCGGUAACUAUGUGGAUUUCACACGUUUCUGGGGCAUUCAUUACGGUGAUCCCGAGCUGCGUAAAAGUUACGAUUAUGUCAUCGUCGGUGCUGGACCGGCUGGGUGUGUGCUGGCUAAUCGAUUGACCGAGGAUCCCAAGGUGACAGUGCUGCUACUGGAAGCAGGAAAGGGUGAACUUCCUAUUUUCACUGACGUUCCCUUGUCGGCGCCAAAUUUGCAAUCGACAGAUUAUAACUUUGCCUACGAAACCGAGGUGCAAAAGAUUGGCUGCCAGGGGCUGCGGGACAAGAGGUGCAGUUGGCCCCAUGGCAGAGGGGUUGGUGGAUCCUCUAUCAUCAACUAUAUGAUUUACACCAGAGGGAAUCGGAGGGAUUACGACGGCUGGGCGCAGGCUGGAAAUCCCGGUUGGAGCUGGGAUGAAAUUCUGCCAUACCAUAUAAAAUCGGAGCAAGCCAAUAUCAAAGAUUUCGACAGAAAUGGCUUUCACGGCAAAAAAGGGCCGCUGUCGGUGGAGGAUUGUCCGUUCAGGUCGAAAGUUUCGCACGCCUUUGUGCGAAGUGCCCAGCAGGCAGGCUAUCAGUAUCUGGACUACAAUGCCGGCGAACACAUAGGGGUGUCGUAUCUGCAGGCCAACACCUAUCGUGGGUUUCGAGCAACGAGCGCAACGGCUUAUCUCACAUCGAUACUAGACCGCAAGAAUCUUCACAUCCUCACGAGGGCUUGGGUGACGAAGCUACUCAUUGAUGCUGAUACCAAAGAAACGAGCGGUGUGGAAUUCAUCCGCAACAAGAAGCAGUUUAUGGUGAAAGCCAAAAGAGAGGUCAUUCUGUCGGCAGGGGCAUUCGAAAGCGCAAAACUUCUUAUGUUGGCCGGGAUCGGGCCAUCAUAUCAUCUGAAGAAGAUGGGUAUUCAAGUGGUUGAAGAUCUGCCCGUAGGCGAAAUUAUGUAUGAACAUCCGGGAGUAUUUGGUCCUAUUUUUCUAAUUAAGAAACCCAUCGAUAAUUACAUACAAUUGGAUGAGAACAUAAAUCUGAGGAACAUCAUCAAAAUAAUGAACGGCAGAGGGGUGUUCACAACCAAUGCUGUGGAAAGCUUAAUGUACAUCAAAACUCCCGUUGCGGAGAGUCCCGAUCCGGGUUUACCGGACGUAGAAAUAAUGCAAGCCUUCACCUCGAUCGAUUUCGACUCCGGACCAGGAACGGCUCUAGCCUUCCGCCUAUCAAACACAACCUACGAUGGGUACUUUCGACCGAUUCGGAAUGUGCGAUCAUUUCAAUAUCUACCCAUGCUGCUGAAGCCACGGACCCGUGGCAAACUGCGACUGAAGUCACGCAAUCCGUUCAGCUAUCCCCGGUUCGAAUAUCAGUACUUCGAGGACGAACGGGACAUUGAGGCACUCGUGUACGGUAUAAGGGAAGCGAUCCGGGUAACUUCACAGCCUGCAUUUCGGAAGCUUGGAGUAGAAAUCUACUCGCGCCAAGUGCCAGGCUGUGAACCGCAUGUGUUCAACACGGACGAGUAUUGGAGGUGCCACGUGCGCACUUUGACGGCAACAUUUCACCAUCAGAUUGGGACGUGCAAAAUGGGUCCUCCCACCGAUCCGGAGGCGGUCGUUGAUGCCCGUCUGCGUGUUUACGGAGUUUCAAGACUUCGCGUCGUCGAUAUUGGUAUUGUGCCAUCACCUCCUGCUGCUCAUACGUCUGCCGUUAGUAUUGUAAUUGGCGAGAAAGCAGCUGAUUUGAUCAAGGAAGAUCACGGUCGGGACAGAGUUGGCGUUCGGAUCGAGAAAGUAGUCUCAUCGGUGCACCAAAGGCCGGACAUUCCCAUUGAUUUUGAAUCCCAACGUUUGUUUGGAUAUGAUUUUCUGCAUGUCUUCGAUUGA
Toxorhynchites rutilus septentrionalis is the source of this 2057-nucleotide messenger RNA. Its product is annotated as glucose dehydrogenase [FAD, quinone]-like. The record is from RefSeq and is a predicted model, not a curated record. Gene Ontology annotation, molecular function: flavin adenine dinucleotide binding; oxidoreductase activity, acting on CH-OH group of donors. Lineage: Eukaryota; Metazoa; Arthropoda; Insecta; Diptera; Culicidae. The coding region runs from base 87 to 2057 and encodes 656 amino acids. The transcript has 5 exons.